Molecule: messenger RNA, 959 nt
Organism: Actinia tenebrosa (Australian red waratah sea anemone)
Lineage: Eukaryota; Metazoa; Cnidaria; Anthozoa; Actiniaria; Actiniidae
Product: tachykinin-like peptides receptor 86C
Biological process (GO): G protein-coupled receptor signaling pathway
Cellular component (GO): membrane
Molecular function (GO): G protein-coupled receptor activity
Source: RefSeq, a predicted model, not a curated record
CCUACAAAAAGUCCAAUUUAUAACCUAUAUUUACAGGUUGAUUUGAUCGCAGUUCAGUGCUCGACCGUAAAGCCAUGAUGCCAAGUACCCAAGAAGCUAUAUUUGCCGUGCUGUUCUCUGUUGUUCUUGUCUUCAAUAUAUCAGGAAACUCCAUCGUUAUUUACAUCAUCACCAAUGAACGAGGAAUGAGAACAUCCACAAACUAUCUGCUGUUAAACUUGGCUGUAGCAGAUCUUUUAUUUGGUGUUUUUCUUGCUCCUCAAUUCAUAUUCCUGCCUUUCAUCCGUCACUCCGUGCCAGAUGGAGUUCUUGGCGAGUGGCUGUGCAAACUACUGUUAACAUGUAACAUCGCUUGGAUGGCGUCCAAAGCUUCGAUUUUCACCUUGAUUUGUUUGUCAGUUGAGCGAUACUUUGCUGUAUGUCGUCCUCACACCUUCCGUCAGCAUUUUUCACAGAAGAUCGUCAAAGUGCUCGUUUUAGUGUGCUGGAUAUAUGCUGUUGUUGUGAUAUCACCAUUAUUUGCUGAUACUCAUUGGAACAAAGAAUAUUUAGACUGCUCCGUUAAAGUUCCCACCAGUAAAGUUCACUCGGUGUACGUUUUGCUAGAAAUAAUAUGUUCUUUGUCUCUGAUGACAUUCUUCGUUAUGAAAAUAUUCCUUUCCCUUUGGUGCAAGCAGACAGUCGAACCUACAGGUGAACGAGAGAUCACCGACAGAAAGAAGAAAAAGAAAGUCACUUUGUGUGUUCUUGCUGUAGUUGUCACAUUUGUGGUGUGUUGGAUUCCCGUAGCCAUUAACUACUUACUAUCUGGAUUAUUAGUCAGUCCGGUUCUAAGUUUAGCAAUAUUGGUCGCUUCUCUUAACGCUGCUCUGGACCCGUAUCUAUUUAGUUUUCAAAGUUCGAAAUUUAAGGCUUUGGURAAAAAGGUUMUMUGYUGYAGAAAAKAGUCCWCGYAAUAA